This is a messenger RNA of Aspergillus ochraceoroseus IBT 24754, 1584 nucleotides long. RefSeq lists its product as uncharacterized. Gene Ontology annotation, molecular function: L-amino acid transmembrane transporter activity. The transcript has 6 exons. Gene Ontology annotation, cellular component: membrane. The coding region runs from base 1 to 1584 and encodes 527 amino acids. Gene Ontology annotation, biological process: amino acid transmembrane transport. Lineage: Eukaryota; Fungi; Ascomycota; Eurotiomycetes; Eurotiales; Aspergillaceae. The record is from RefSeq and is a predicted model, not a curated record.
AUGGUGGCCGACGAUGAUUCCCCCCUUCUUCGCGACCACGAAAGAUCAGAGUAUGGCACCUUGGGCGAAGGUGCCUCAUUUAACGCCAAUCUGGGCACAGUAGAGGCAUUCGGGAUCAUAAUCAGCAUCGUGAUCGGGAGCGGCAUUUUCACCUCCCCAGGAUCAAUUGAUGCCAAUGUCCCAUCACCAGGGGCUGCGCUUGUCGUCUGGCUAGUGGGAGGGAUACUGGCCUGGACGGGGGCCGCGACAAUGGCAGAGCUCGGGACCGCGAUUCCUGGAGAAGGAGGUGUCCAGCCCUAUCUUCAGUACAUUUUUGGAGAGGUUUUUGGGUUUCUCGCAGCUUGGACUUGGAUCAUUGCAGUCGUUCCGGCCUCCCUGGCAAUUCUAAGCAUAGCGUUUGUCGAGAGCAUCUACUCUGCAGCUGGUAUCACGGACCAAUCCGGAGGAGUGGCACAUAAGUUCCUCGCAAUUUCUGUCCUGCUCGUCGUUGGUAUGGCGAAUUCGAUCAGUACACAGUUUAGUACCCGGCUCAACACGGCCUUUGUCACCACCAAGUUUAUAGCAAUCUGCCUAAUUGUGGCGGCGGGCAUCAUUGUCGUCCUGGCUCACAUUUCUGGCCAACCCGGAAAUCCAGAUCCACAGCCACAGGACUGGUUGACAAGACCUUGGUUCCACUCGAGAAAUCUUGUCAGGCCAGAUGGAACCGAGCUUGACUGGAGCAAGGUGGAUGGCUGGGAGAUGCUAGGCCAUUUUUCUACGGCUCUCUACGGUGCACUGUGGGCUUACUCUGGAUGGGACAAGGCAAUUUAUAUUAGCGCUGAGCUUUCCGCGCCGGCUUCUCAACUUCCGCGUGCUAUCAAUGCCGCACUUCCUAUCAUUAUUGUCAGCUUUGUCGCGGUGAACGCCGCGUAUUAUAUUAUGCUUCCAUGGAACGCCAUUUCCAUGACGGAUAGUGUGGCAGUGACGUCAUUCACUCACCUUUUCGGGCCCCAAGUGGGCAUUGCAAUGGCUGGUCUCAUUUGCCUAGUGAUGGCCGGCUCCUUACUGGGAAGCUCCUUUGUUGCCAGCCGUAUGGUAGUCGCAGCCGCGAAUUCCCACUGGCUACCGAAAUCCCUUGCGAGUGUUGGAGGCAUCGGGCUGCAAUCCCACGAAAACCGGGACUCAAGCCCUUCGUCCGCGUCCGGGCCAUUGCCGGCUUCGUCAGAUGCACCGGUUAAUGCGAUCAUCUUUUCCACUACAUGUACAAUCGUGUACAUUGCGUUUGGGAAUUUCCGGCCGCUGAUGACUUUGAAUGGCUUGGCUGAGUAUACGUUCUUCUUUCUGACAAUGGUUGGGGCUCUUGUCUUACGAGUUCGGGAGCCAAGUCUUCACCGACCGUAUAAACCUCUUGUGAUUAUCCCCGUGGUGUUUGCUCUGGUCAGCGGAUUUGUGGUUAUACGAGGCGCGAUAUUUGCCCCUUUGCAGGCGGCUGUGCUUGCCGUGAUCUGGUUGGUAGGAUUUACGUUCCACUGGCUCAGGAAGCGAUGGCUGGAGCGACAGGAAACCUUGAUAGAAAUUUCGCAGGACCUUGAGUAUAUCAAAUAG